AGACGGACCAAGUUGGCAGCAUUGUCCAGAAAGUACAAGAAAAUGCGCGUCUUUGAUGUCUAGUCCGAAAGGUCCGCGGCUGGGUCGUCUGUCAUGUACAGGGCAAAAUCCUCCAUCCCAGCGUGAGGCAUCGGCAGUGUCGACUCAGCAGUGGCAGCUGUUGCAUUUGGCUGGGAGAGCUUGCUUUUGUUGCCCGCGCGCUUUUGCACUUCCGCCUUGAGCGCGGCCCAAUCUCGUUCAGGGGAUGGAGGCAGUUCACAUCCGAGGUUCGCUUGAUGGUCAGCACCUUCAUUGCCUGUAUCCCCAGCGUGGCCCUUCACAUACUCAAAAUGGACCUUCUGCUGGUUAGCCAUACGUUCUUGUAGAAGCGCGGCGCAGUGCUUAAUGAUACCGAGGUUCUUCACAGGAGCGCCUGCUGCCGUCUUGAAGCCCCUGGUCUGCCAUUUUGGUAGGUACUCUUUGAAACACUUGAUACUGUAACUCGAGUCCGUCCUGAUCAAAAGCGGGAUUUUGGUAAAAGGUAAGGUCUCUAAUAUUCGAACAAUGGCGAUGAGCUCCGCGCGGUUGUUCGUCUGGUCACCAGGACAGCGCUCCGCAAUGUUCCGAGGAUCGUUGGGCCCCCACCACACGCCCACGCCCGCGACUGCGCCAGCCUUGCCAUUUCCUCGGCACGCGCCGUCACAGUACACGAUCUGCCAGCCAGUAGUGUCCUCGAUUACGUCCUUCCCAAGUAAAGAGCCGCGUGAAGGCUCUUUUGCUUUGCCCUUGGGAACUGCAGCCACGGGCGAAAACCGCGGUAUCUUCUGGGCUGUUAGUUUGGUAGCGGUGCUCGUCGAGGCAGUCGGGGAAGCUAGCGCAGGGGUCGGAGCAGACGUUUGCAAGACGGGUGCGGACACGCCGUUCAUCGUGAGCCAUUGUUUCGCCUCAGCUUCCGUCUUGAACUUUUUGUGUUUUGCGCCCGGGAAGCCGUUCACCUGGCCCUCACAGUCGUCCCAGGUCCCAUAUACUCCCGGAUUGAACCCUUUCGCUACAGCAUAAUAGCCUGUCGCAGCUUUUGGCAUCUUGCGUGUCACUCGGUUGGGAGUAGCUGACUGUAUGCGUGGUGGGAGAGAGACAAGUUGCAGAGGAGUAAAUCGAUGCCCAAAGGGUCGUCGAGAUGACCUCAAAUAUCGUGCCAGGAUUGGGUAUCGAGAUAUAAUCGUGGGGAAAGGCGAAGACCAAAAUGCCAAGCGUGAGCCGCGAUUAGUGACGUGGGAGCUACAUUCCUUUUCUGGCGUCUGCCGCACAGGCUAAAGGUGGUCUGUAUCCCGUCCUUCAGUUGUAGUGAACGAGUCUGCCGACAUACCACGCUCGCCCACAUCCUGCUCCGCGCAUAGGCAUCGGCGACCCAGGGCUUUGGUGAUACCCGUGCAUACCGUUCCCUCGGGUAUCCUCUGCUGCGGGAACUACUGGAGCUGCAGCAACAACGAACCGGACGAAUGGGUUUCCACUAUGUCCUCUCGCUCCUCGUCCACCAUGCCUUCCGUUGGGCCGCAGGAUGAGCUUACCGCCGCAGUAUCAAGCGUCGUUGAGUCUUUGAAGCCGCUCCAAAAGGCCCGCUUCCUGCUCGACCACGUCUUGAAGCUCAUCGAAUCUGGGAGGUACAAUGAAGAGGCCGAGAAAUAUCUCGAGGUGUAUCUCAGGACACCAGGGCUAUCCAACGAAGACAAGGCGAAAGCGCUACUCGCCCGCGGAAACGCCCAACGCAUGCUAGGAGAGAGAAUGCUUGCGCGAGCUCAGCAGGACUUCCAAGCUGUCGCCAACCUCGACCCAACGAAUCGUGAGCUCCAGUUGUACUUACGCCGCGGGAACAUUAUCCACUUUGUUGACGAGCCCGCGUCGCACCGUGCGCCUCCCGAGGUGUGGGACCGCAUCGCACGGUUCAUCCCCCGGUACCACCUCCGGACAUGGCUCUUCGUGUCGCGGUUUCACAGGAAUAUCGCUGUACGGAUUAUCUUCCACACACUCGACCUCUAUUUUGGCGAAGAUCAGGAUAAUCCGAGGGAGAACCUCAACCGUGGGUUAGACAUUUUCGACCGAGUGAAAGCGGAUCCAGCGUUUGCGCGUCAAAUCAAGGUCUUGCGUCUUCACUGGGCAUACGAAGAAGGGGACAUGCUGGAUCUGAUGACCAGGAUAUUCCGCACUACGCUUCCAGCGUUCACAUCUCUCAAGGAGUUCGAGUGGAUAGGAUACCCCGAGCUGCGCGCUGACAUGGUCCAAUCCAUCUUUACUUCUCAUCCGCACCUGCAUGCUCUUGGUCUUAUCGGCUGGCACUUCGAUGCGGUGGGCGUCAGCGGGUUCCGCAGCCUCUGCAAGUUUACCUUGCGCGCUGAGGAUGACGACGGUUUUGCCGACAUGGGAGAAGUCCGCACGGUACUCGACAUGAACGAGUCAACUCUCCGGCAUCUGACGCUUGGCGCGUACUUGCAGCGGACGCACUCGUGGGAUAGCGCCUUCCAAAGUGCGACGAUCCGCAACUUGACACAUCUCGACCUCGUCGACACUCGUAUCUCCCACACUGUGCUUGCGCGCAUCGCGCACGCGCACAAUCUGCAGAGCCUGACGCUGCAUGGUACGUUUGAAGAGCCGAGCGCAGCGAGCGUCGUCUUCGGUUCGGAUCACAUCAUCGGUGAUAAGCACACUUUCCUGCCGCACCUCCAGGAGUUCCGCUUCGUCAUGAUCGGGCACGACGACGAAUGGGGGCUCUUCCAGAGCGUGACACAAUUUCUCAAAGCGCGUCGACGCCUCCGCCGUCUCGACCUCGGUUCGUGCCCCUGGGAGCUCGUCCACGCUGUCCUGCCCGACCUCGUUGGUCUCCGCGUCCUCCGCGUCCGUAUCGCGAAUCUGAGCAAUAUCGCACUCAAUUCGCUCCUCGCUUGUCUUCCGCGCGAGAUGGUUGCCAUUCACCUGUCGAGUGCCGUCUCCGAGAAGCCAAUGCACCGCUACUCGUCGGCCUUCAGAAUCUUUCACGCGCUGUCCAUCCUGCAUCUUCAUCAGAACUGCCGGCGCCCCCAGCCGAACCUCCUUUCCGACAAGGACUUCCAGGUGCAGACCGAAUUCUGGCAUGCCAGCCUCCGCUCGAUUGCGCUGAACGUGCCAAGUGUAGACUUUGUCGGCUGGCAUGGCGAGCAUUACGUCGUCGUCCGCGGCGGUGAGGAGGGCGGGAAUGUCGAGAUGAAAGAGCUUCCCGCUAGGCGCAAACUGGAUUGUGGAAAGGGUGUAGACCUCGGAGGCGAUGACGCUGCUUGGCUGGAGAGGAAAGAUGUUCCGAUGGACUACGAAAUGUCGGGUUUGGAGGCGUGACAUUGGUGUACGGUAAGACGCGGCUGUGUCCGGCCACUCCUACUCGUGUACGUGCCAAAAAUAUAUCGAAAUAUAUGUUAUUACAAGACCCUUGACGGGUGUCUCCC
Molecule: messenger RNA, 3449 nt
Organism: Phanerochaete carnosa HHB-10118-sp
Lineage: Eukaryota; Fungi; Basidiomycota; Agaricomycetes; Polyporales; Phanerochaetaceae
Exons: 11
Coding region: 1492-3342 (616 amino acids)
Molecular function (GO): protein binding
Source: RefSeq, a predicted model, not a curated record